UGCAGCCUGCAGGUGUUGGGGCCAGUGAAACAAAACACUUCACCCUGAACAAGGAGCAGAGAGAGCUUGAGGAGUUUCUGGUGUUUUAUUUUAUUUUAUUUUUUGUUGGAAAAUUUAUUUGGAAAAUAAAGGCAUUUUUUUAACAUGACCAAACUAGGCUGGUAGAAGUGAAUUUGAUUUUUGUGGAGUUGAAGUGAGGGAGCAAGAAACAUCAAUGGAGAGAGCUGGGAAGGAGAUGAAGGGGAGCCUGCUGGACCAAUCUUUCUUGGCGACUUUAAGUGAUCCAGACAUAACCUUGCUCUCAGUUCACAAGCAACCAUCCUUUAACAAGACUCCUUAUUUAGGCAACAACUUCAAGCCAAUGUCACCUAAGGAUCAAGAGUGUGCUCCACCGAAAGAGAAGGAAUUUGCUCCAAGAUUUUUGAAUGGAAUGAUAGAAACCAACUCCAGGCAGAUGCUAUCUAAAGUUUCCCCUGCUGCUUGUUCUCAAGAAUCAUCAAUUAAGCAGAAAUUUUCUUUUGACAACAAAGCCUUUGACGGCAUCUUACAUAGCUUGGAUAGUUUACCCACAUCAUCAUCUUCAAUAAGCACCAGUAUGAUCAACAUUUUGGGCAUGACAUGCCAGUCUUGUGUGAAUUCUAUAGAGGGCAAGAUUUCUAACUUGAAUGGUAUUAUCAGCAUAAAAGUUUCCCUGGAACAGGGCAAUGCCACUGUGAAAUACAUCCCAAUGACCAUAAACCUACAACAGAUUUGCUCUGAAAUUGAGGAUAUGGGCUUUGAUGCUAACAUAGCAGAAGGAAAGGCUGCAUCAUGGCCCACAAAACCCUUAUCGGCUGAUGAAGCAGUGACCAAGCUUCGUGUGGAGGGCAUGACUUGCCAGUCAUGUGUCAAUACUAUAGAAGGGAAGGUGGGGAAACUUCAAGGGGUUCUGAAAAUCAAAGUCUCACUUAGCAAUCAAGAGGCUGUCAUCACUUAUCAACCUUACUUCAUUCAACCUGGAGACCUUAGGGACCACAUAAAUGACAUGGGAUUUGAAGCCACCAUCAAAAGCAAAAUGACACCAUUAAACUUGGGAGUGAUCAAUAUAGAACGAUUACAAAGUAAUAACCCAAAGAAAGUACCAACUCAAUUCCCCUGUCAUAAUCCCGAAGCAGGAGGGAACCAGCCUAGAAUGGCUGCUACUCUACAGUUAGAAGUGGAAGGAAUGCACUGUAAAUCCUGUGUCUUGAAUAUUGAAGGAAAUAUAGCUAGCCUACCAGGUGUGAAAAGCAUUCAAGUAUCUCUGGAAAAUAAAAGUGCAGAUGUUCAGUUCGACCCAGCAUGUAUUACUCCAGCAUUCUUAAAGCAAUCCAUUGAGGCUCUUCCUCCUGGGAAUUUUAAAGUCACUCUCCCUAAAGGAGCAGAAGGCAAUGGGUUGGAGAAUUCAUUAGACAGCUUGUCUUCAAGCCCUCCUCUAUCUACAAGACCCCAGGGAAACCAAGCACAAGGAGUAUGCAGAACUGCGGUGAUUGGCAUUGAUGGAAUGACCUGUGCUUCCUGUGUGCAGACCAUUGAGAACUUACUAUCCCAAAGGGAAGGGAUAGAAAAAAUUUCUGUCUCCUUAGCUGAAGAGAUUGGAACAUUCUGCUAUAAUGCCUCUGUUAUAAGCCCUGAAGAACUAAAAGCUGCUAUUGAAGACAUGGGAUUUGAGGCAUCCAUCAUAACUGAAACCAGGUCCAAAAAGGAUGUUGGAAACUGUUAUGCUGUGGACUCUAAGGCCCGAACAGAGCUUAAGGAUUCUGUUUCUCUUCAAGAGGAAGAAGUCAAUGCUGAGGGGUAUCACAAAACAAGCAUGUCUGGCCUCUCUCUGAAGCCUUUUUCCUCAAGAGCUCCACUUCACUCUAAGGCAGCGACUUCAGAAAAAUGCUUUUUACGCAUAACAGGCAUGACCUGUGCAUCCUGUGUCUCCAACAUAGAAAGAAAUCUAUUGAAGGAAGAGGGUAUACUUUCAGUUCUGGUCGCUCUAAUGGCUGGAAAGGCAGAGGUCAAGUAUGAUCCACAAACCAUCCAGCCCCUUGAAAUAGCCCAGCUCAUCCAGAACUUAGGCUUUGAAGCCACCAUAAUGGAAGAUUACAUUGGAUCAGAUGGCAAUAUUGAGCUGACUGUCACAGGAAUGACCUGUGCUUCAUGUGUUCACAACAUUGAAUCCAGGUUGACCAGAACCAAUGGCAUUCUUUAUGCCUCUGUGGCCCUUGCUACAAGCAAGGCUCAUAUCAAGUUUGAUCCUGAAAUUGUGGGUCCUCGAGAUAUUAUAAAAAUUAUUGAGGGAAUUGGCUUUCAUGCUUCCUUGGCUCAGAGAAAUCCCAAUGCUCAUCAUUUGGAUCACAAGAUGGAAAUAAAACAAUGGAAGAAAUCUUUCCUGUGCAGUCUGGUUUUUGGCAUCCCUGUCUUGUGUUUGAUGAUUUACAUGUUAAUACCUAGCAGCCAGCCUCAUGAGUCCAUGGUAUUGGAGCAUAACCUCAUCCCUGGAUUAUCCAUCUUAAAUCUCAUCUUCUUUGUCCUAUGUACUUUUGUCCAGUUCCUAGGCGGCUGGUAUUUCUACGUCCAGGCCUAUAAGUCACUGAAGCACAAGACGGCCAACAUGGACGUGCUCAUCGUAUUGGCCACAAGCAUCGCCUACGUCUACUCUCUCGUGAUCCUGGUGGUGGCCGUGGCCGAGAAGGCGGAGAAGAGCCCCGUCACCUUCUUCGAUACGCCCCCCAUGCUCUUUGUGUUCAUCGCGCUGGGGAGGUGGCUGGAGCAUGUGGCCAAGAGUAAAACGUCCGAAGCUCUUGCGAAACUAAUGUCUCUUCAAGCCACAGAAGCUACUGUUGUGACGUUGGGUGAGGACAACCUAAUCAUCAGGGAGGAGCAAGUACCUAUGGAGCUGGUUCAGCGGAAUGAUGUGAUCAAGGUAGUACCUGGGGGAAAGUUCCCUGUAGAUGGAAAAGUCCUAGAAGGCAGCACCAUGGCAGAUGAGUCCCUCAUCACAGGAGAAGCUAUGCCAGUUACUAAGAAACCAGGGAGCACAGUGAUUGCUGGUUCAAUCAAUGCUCAUGGCUCAGUGCUAAUUACUGCUACUCAUGUUGGGCCUGACACCACAUUGGCACAAAUUGUGAAAUUGGUAGAAGAGGCUCAAAUGUCAAAGGCACCCAUACAGCAACUGGCUGACAAAUUUAGUGGGUAUUUUGUCCCAUUCAUCAUCAUCAUUUCGACUGUUACAUUGGUGGUAUGGAUUGUAAUUGGUUUUAUCGAUUUUGAUGUUGUUCAAAAAUACUUUCCCAAUGCUAACAAACAUAUCUCCCAGGCAGAAGUGAUCAUUCGGUUUGCGUUCCAAACUUCCAUCACGGUAUUGUGCAUUGCCUGUCCUUGCUCACUGGGCUUGGCUACACCAACAGCAGUUAUGGUUGGAACAGGGGUAGCUGCCCAAAAUGGUAUUCUCAUCAAAGGAGGCAAACCCCUCGAAAUGGCUCACAGGAUCAAGACGGUGAUGUUUGACAAAACUGGAACCAUUACGUAUGGUGUCCCCAGAGUCAUGAGAGUUCUUCUGUUGGUGGACAUGGUUUCCUUGCCUCUGAGGAAGGUUCUGGCUGUGGUUGGCACGGCUGAAGCCAGCAGUGAGCAUCCCCUGGGGGUGGCUGUCACCAAGUACUGCAAAGAGGAACUUGGAGCUGAAACCCUAGGGUACUGCAUGGACUUCCAAGCUGUCCCUGGGUGCGGAAUUGGCUGUAAAGUCAGCAAUGUUGAAGCCAUCUUGGCCCAAAGCGAAGACCCUUUAAAUGAAUGGAAUAGUCAUCUGAAUGGUGUUGGCAGCCUUCCCACCAAAAAAGGUUCAGCCGUGCCUCACACUUAUUCUGUACUGAUUGGAAACCGGGAAUGGAUGCGACGGAAUGGUUUAACAAUAUCCACUGAUGUCAGUGAUGCUAUGACAGACCAUGAAAUGAAGGGGCAAACGGCAAUAUUGGUAGCUAUUGAUGGUGUGCUCUGUGGGAUGGUGGCCAUAGCAGAUUCUGUCAAGCAGGAAGCAGCACUGGCCGUGCAUACUCUCAAAAGCAUGGGUGUGGAUGUGGUUCUUAUAACUGGGGACAACAGGAAAACUGCAAAAGCCAUCGCCACACAGGUGGGCAUCAACAAAGUGUUUGCAGAGGUUCUCCCCUCUCACAAGGUGGCGAAGGUCCAGGAGCUUCAGAACCAAGGGAAGAAAGUGGCCAUGGUAGGAGAUGGCGUGAAUGACUCUCCAGCUUUGGCAAGGGCUGAUGUUGGCAUUGCCAUUGGGACAGGCACAGAUGUAGCAAUUGAAGCUGCUGAUGUUGUCCUCAUUAGGAAUGAUUUGCUAGAUGUGGUUGCUAGCAUUCAUCUUUCCAAGAGGACUGUCCGGAGAAUACGAAUAAAUCUGAUCUUGGCCUUAAUUUAUAACUUAGUUGGGAUACCCAUUGCAGCAGGUGUUUUCAUGCCCAUUGGCAUUGUGCUGCAGCCCUGGAUGGGAUCUGCUGCCAUGGCGGCCUCAUCUGUGUCCGUGGUGCUCUCUUCUCUGCAGCUUAAAUUUUAUAAGAAACCGGAUAUGGAGAAAUACGAAACCCAAGCCCAUGGCCGCAUGAAACCCAUUACUCCAUCCCAGGUCAGUGUUCAUAUUGGCAUGGAUGAUCGGCGAAGGGAUCCCAGUAAGGCCACCGCAUGGGAUCAGGUCAGCUACAUCAGCCAAGUGUCAAUGUCCUCCCUGACAUCGGACAAGCUGUCCGGGCACAGUCCGCUGGUGGAGGAGAGAGGGGACAGAUGGUCGCUGCUCCUCAAUGAGCGGGAUGAAGAACAGUCCAUCUGAAAGGCAGCAGCCCCACAGAACAUUCACAGCACGAGCAGGGCGCCACGUUUCCCAGAGGAUCAGGGCGCUCCCCAAACACAGAAUGAGGUGCAGAGAAAUUCUUUUGCUCCAGCUUGGCUACACAACUGCAUCAUCUCUUUUCCCUUCCCGGCACGAUCUGAAGGCUUCUCUGGCAUUGGAAGAAAUUCUGAGACACUUAUUCUUGACCAGGGAAACCUAUAGCUUUUUCCAGAAAUGGUUUUAGUCCUGGGAAAAAGAGUUCUACACCAUGACACCCGUCUUCAACACUGUUUUGGAAUAUACAAGGAAGAAAAGCUUCAGCUUCCACCAUUUUAUCAAUUUUUUGCUUUUGGAAAAGGAAAAAAAAAAUCCCCUAGGAACAAGGGAAGAAAGCCGAUAUUCCUCAAGGAACCUUUUUUAUCAUUUGGGACAAAUAGUAAUAGGGAAAUGUGGGGAAUCACACUAGGAAUAAAAAGCAAACUAAGUUUUUCAGUAGAGUACUUAUAAAAAACUUUACAUAUCAUAUUUUUCAUGAAUGCCAGUCUUUAUAUUUAUCAUUUUGUUGAGACCAUGGUUUACCUCAAAGUGCCAUUCUCUAAGAGCACUCAACUUCUUUUUCAAUUUUUAUCUCUCCUCUUCCUCUUCCCAUUACCCCUCUCCCCAUUCC
Gracilinanus agilis (Agile Gracile Mouse Opossum) is the source of this 5504-nucleotide messenger RNA. RefSeq names its product ATPase copper transporting beta (gene ATP7B). Gene Ontology annotation, molecular function: copper ion binding; ATPase-coupled monoatomic cation transmembrane transporter activity; ATP binding. The transcript has 21 exons. Gene Ontology annotation, cellular component: membrane. The record is from RefSeq and is a predicted model, not a curated record. Gene Ontology annotation, biological process: monoatomic cation transport. Lineage: Eukaryota; Metazoa; Chordata; Mammalia; Didelphimorphia; Didelphidae. Bases 215 to 4837 code for a protein of 1540 amino acids.